AUGUCAACUACUCCUCCUCUCAUGCCUGAGCUUGCUGCUCUCACAGGCGACGACUCAAUGCUCACCAGACGCUUCGGCAAGGAAGUCAUCAACUACUACGCUGGCAGUCGUCUCAAUCGCUACUCAUUCCUCCGCUCAGAUGCCGCCUUUCUCAGCAAGGCCGCCACAAGCGACUCUGCGCGCUUCGUCGUAUUGAAGGACCUGAACCCCUUUGUCGUCGACAAGCGGAAGCUUGCGCUGUCUACAUAUGACGAUGUCCAGCGGCUUGUUGAGGAGCUGUUCGAGCAGACGGAUGCGCAGAGGACCAAAGAUUACGAUUCCACAGCUGAACCCCCCGUGCUGGUUGUGUUCUUGGGCAUGGUGGAUGGCGGCGAUGCAAUUUUCCAGACUUCCGAGCACGGCGAGGUCAAGGGCCAGCCGUUCUUCGCACUUGACGUAACACCCAAAGGUCGGCGCAAGGGCCUCGCAGAGACGUGGGUCAAGACGCAGGAGGACAAGGGACUGCGGAUAGCAACAGACACUAGAAGCCUGUCGUUGCACUCAGAAGCUGCCGCCAUGUUUGCCCAAGCCCGCUCAAUAAUUGACUGGAAUACCCGCAACACCUUCUGUGCUGGCUGUGGCAACCCCAAUCUAUCUGUUGCGGCAGGCUACAAGCGCAUCUGUCCGCCGACCUCCCGCAAGGGAAGCUCUGGAGCAACCCAACUCGCCGACUGCCCAACGCGCCACGGCGUAUCCAACGUCUGCUUCCCCCGAACUGAUCCCACCAUGAUUGCCGCCGUAGUGUCCGCUGACGGUCAACGUAUUCUUCUGGGCCGGCAGAGCCGCUGGCCGCCCCACUGGCACAGCGCGCUUGCGGGAUUCCUGGAACCCGGCGAAUCCAUUGAGGAGGCGGUGCGUAGGGAAGUGUGGGAAGAAGCCGGUGUGCGUGUGGGAAGGGUCGUCGUGCAUUCUACACAACCAUGGCCCUAUCCGUCUAGUCUGAUGAUUGGCGCCAUCGCACAAGCGCUGCCGGGCGACGGAGAGACCAUCAGCUUGAACGACAAAGAACUAGAGAGUGCAAGAUGGUUUACCUUUGAAGAGGUCCGGACGGCACUCGCUCAGACCGCUGGUGGUUUGGGUGCGCCGCCGCCAAAGGACUACAAGCAAGGCGACUUGAGAGUUCCGCCGCCCCAAGCUAUUGCGAAUAGGCUGAUGACGGCCGUGGUGGAGGGCUAUCUGUCAGGCAACCCCAAGAUUUAA
Messenger RNA from Metarhizium album ARSEF 1941, 1239 nucleotides. Its product is annotated as NADH pyrophosphatase. The transcript has 2 exons. Gene Ontology annotation, biological process: NAD+ catabolic process; NADP+ catabolic process. NCBI's taxonomy places the organism in Eukaryota, Fungi, Ascomycota, Sordariomycetes, Hypocreales, Clavicipitaceae. The record is from RefSeq and is a predicted model, not a curated record. Gene Ontology annotation, molecular function: NADH pyrophosphatase activity. Gene Ontology annotation, cellular component: cytosol. Bases 1 to 1239 code for a protein of 412 amino acids.